GAGUAUGAACAAGUCAGAAUUUCUGUUCUUCCCAUCGAAAGUAAAAACAAAUGUCUUGGUAAUCUCUGAUUUCUGUAUUGCGAGUUCAUUCCAUAGAACUUCUCAUCCUGUCCUUCAUCCCACUCCACAUUUUCUACACCAUUCCAUCUCCAAAGUAAAUAUUGACACCUCGAUGUCUAUUGAUAAAUGUUGUUUACCCACUUGAGAUGAUUUCUCUUGUAUAAAAGUUUUCUGCUCAAAAUUUGCAAUCAUGUCCGCUUCUCAGGGAAUGAAUGAUGCAAAUGGCACCAAUGGAGCUACGAUGGUGAAUGAUCCCACAGCUAGGUCACCACAAAACUCAAAGAUGGUGAAUGGUACAAAAGAGAAGAGGCCAAACAUUUUUCGAAGGCUAAUCCGGAGGCCUAAGAAGACUCAACCAAAAGUCGCAGGCACAAUCGUUGCAACACCCGCUGAGAUCAAUGAAGCAACAGCAAGAUUGUUUGCAAGACUCGAGGACAGGUAUAUUGUUAUGGAUAUAAUGUAUGAUAUACCUGAGACUGACUUACACCUCAGGUACGCAGACAAUUUUAGGGCGCAAGGUUUUGAGGCGGAAAGACCAUUCAUACCUCGCAAAUUCGAGACACAACGAGCACUCUAUCAAUGGGCACUUCCAGGAAGCACAAGCUCAUAUCCACCUCACUUGAAAUGGAUACCUCUCGAUGAUCGUGUGGGACUGCUUAAAAUUUUCAACCUCAAGCGAUUCGUUGACGUCACGGUCUCACUUCUCCCCAAGAUCCCGCCAGAGAUCUCAAAUCUUCUUUUUGGAGAUCCUUACAAUGGGAUUACCAUGGCAAUGCUAGAGGAAAGAAUGAUGGUUCUACACAAUGAACAGAAAAAUAUUGGAACUGAACCCAGCAUUGGCGAUCGUAAGGAUUGGUAUAGUGAUGCAGUGUUUGCUCAACAAUAUUUUACCGGUCCUAAUCCUUCAUCCAUCGCUCUGGCCGGUCAAACUUGGCUGGAUAGGUUCAAAAGGGCCGCUUUUGAUCAAGGGAAUAAGGAAAUGCAUAAUCUCCUUGAGAGAUUCAAUCCCAACUCCUUCUAUAUCCAAGAUUGUAGUUUCUUCCGCGAAUGGGCUGGCGCUUCGCCCGACGCCACUCUCAAAUCUGACAAUGGCAAAAGAUUUGGAUGUGCCUCUGUAACAUUGUUCCACCUGAAUGCAGAUGGUGAUCUCCAUCCUUUGGCUAUUGUCUUGGAUUACAAAGUCAGCAUGGAGAACUCGGUCACGAUCUUCAAUAAAAGAAUCAAUCCAAAUGAUCCAAAGGAUAAUGAGUACGAUGACUGGCCAUGGAGAUAUGCCAAAAUGUGUAGUUUGGUUGCCGACUGGACUCACCAUGAGCUGAAAUUACAUCUCAAUGACUGCCAUUUUGUGGAGGAGGCGAGUGCGGUUGCAGCUUAUAGAAGCUUUCCAAGUGACCAUAUCGUUUACAAGAUUUUGGAACCUCAUUGGUAUGUUUUCCCGUCGGUUUUUUUUCUACUCUCCGAAUUUCCUGGAUUGUAUUUUAUAACAGCUGAUCGGAUGUGAUAAAACAGGUUCAAAACUCUUUCUCUCAACGCCGCCGCCCGGGACACUCUUGUUCCGCAGCUGAUAACCAAAAUCAAUGGAUUCACUGAGCGGCAGACCUACGAUUAUCUUCUCAGCUCUUACAGAAACUUCAACUGGACUGGCAACUAUGUUCCAACUUCACUCAUUACGCGUGGCUUUCCACUGUCGUCCCUAAACAACAAGAGCGACCGCCGAUUUCACAACUAUGCAUACGGGAAAAAUAUGGCCAUACUGUGGCCAAUCCUGUUUGAAUUUGUCUCUUCCAUGCUCGCCACAUUUUACACCGGCGAUUCUGACGUUGCAAAAGACACCUGUGUGUCUGCUUGGUGUAAUGAGAUGCAAUUGCCGACGGGUGGUCAGAUGCCCACCUUCCCAAGUAUCAGGACUCUCGAUGAAUUGACGAACGCGAUAACUAUGUGCAUCCAUAUUGCUUCGCCUCAGCAUAAUGCUAUAAACUACCUCCAAAAUUACUACAUGUCGUUCAUCCCUAACAAACCGCCAUCUCUACAACAACCACUUCCUGAAAGUUUGAGCGCUCUUCAGAGGUACAGGGAAGUCGAUGUCAUCAAUUCUCUCCCAGUCAAAGACCCAGCACUCUGGAUUCAAGCAUCACAGCUUCCCUAUCUAAUCAGCUAUAGAGUGGCCGAAGAUCAAACACUUCCAGCUUAUGCAAGGGAAUUGAGAGACGCCACAAUCAAUCCCCGGGGGAGAUUCGCUGGGCCAGGAGAUACCGCGAGGAGAACAGAGGGGGUACGAAGAGCAGCUGAAAAGUUGUUGCUAGAUCUCGACGUCGCAGCAAGAAAAUUCAAGGAGAAUAGUGAGGCGAUGAGUGAAGGAGCCGUGCCGUAUUCCGUCAUGGAUCCUGGAGAAUUGGCCGUGAGCGUGCUAAUAUAAUUUCAUGUUGCCACCUUUCAAUUACUUAGAAAGUCUUUUCACCUUUUGCUUUAGUUGGUUGCGCCGCUAUUAGCUGAUUUUAGUUCCUCAAAUUAUGAUUUAUGCCCACGCUUGGGGAUUGGUUUGGAAAAUAAUAGGGUUUGGGUGGAUUUUAUGCUAGAUAAAUUCAAUCUUCUACAUUUCGACGCGUCUGGCUCAUUCUCGGAGGUUCAUGGUGUUGCAAUUUAUGUUCCAAAACUUCCGUUUUGUGUCGUUUUACCUAUCUUAGUGAUAGACCAAUUUCAACUGAAAUUU
Sclerotinia trifoliorum is the source of this 2770-nucleotide messenger RNA. The record is from the annotation of a GenBank genome assembly. NCBI's taxonomy places the organism in Eukaryota, Fungi, Ascomycota, Leotiomycetes, Helotiales, Sclerotiniaceae.